AUGCACUAUGUUGAGGAUUUCCUUGAAUUGGUGGACGGGCAACCGGAGGCGGUGGAUCGCUGCUACGACCAUCUACACCGGCUAGACCUCGAAUGCACAAAAAAACAAGCCCGCGUGCUCGCCCUCACCGAGCAACUGAAGGACAAGACCAACACGGACAAGGCGGUCAAGCUGAAGCUGUGCUCCGAAGUGGGCGAGACCUAUCUACAACUGAAGCAGUUGACCAGGCAGAAGAUUGAGGCGGCUGAGCGGGCCGAGAAUAUAAUCAGAACGCUCGCGGAUAAGGUGAUUAAAGACGAGAUGCAAUUCAAGUGGGACCUCGAAGCGGAAAACCCCGGGUGCACGGAGUCUAUUGAGCGCAAUUUCGUGAACUAUCUGCUCACCGAGCCGUUUCGAAGGAAGCAGCCACCCGGCCCCUCUCAAAUGGACCCAAGCCUCUUCAGCGAUCCCAUCGACCGAUUCGCGCCCUACUCGCCGAGGCCAUUCGGCCAGCGCAACCAGAUGGUCAGCAGCUCUGCCGGCCGGAAAGCCGCCAAGAAGCAGGGCACAUCGAGGGGUCGAGGCCGACCGACAAAAUACGACGAGUUCUCGUUCGACGGCGUCAAGGAGGAGGACACGGACAGCCGCGCCUCGUCCAUCAAGGAGGACGAUUCGUUGUCAAACUUAUUGGAUGACGAUCUGAAUGACCUGCACGACAUCUUCCCCCAAAUGCCAUCGCCGCCGCGCGAGAUUCUCGACAUCAUGAAGGACGACGCGUUCGGCUACGAGGAACUGGGGAUGAUGCCGCUUUCCCCGGCCGCGUCCGUGUCGGCUCCGAAGAACUAUGGCGACCGCCGAUCACGUGAGGGCUCGACAUCUUCCUACACGAGCGCCCAGCGCAAGAGCUUCAUCGCCAACGACGUCAGCAUGCACGGGCGGCCUAGAAAGCUAACGUCGCGGGUCGAGGAGAUGCUGAACGACAAGCGCGAAAAGGACCGCCGCCGGCACCACAGUCGAGACGAGGAACACUCGAUUCGCUCAAUGAUGGACGGGCGAAAUCAGUCGGAGACGGCCGGCGACGACGACGAGGAGGAGGAAGAGGAAGAAGAGGAGGAGGACGAAGAGUCGAUCUGGUGCGUGUGCAAGAAGCCCAGCGACGGCGACAUGAUAUACUGCGAAAAUGAGGAUUGUCGCAUCCAAUGGUUCCACUUCGAAUGCGUCGGCCUCAGCCAGGCCCCGAUCGGCCACUGGUUCUGCCCAGAAUGCAGCCAUGCCCGAGCCAACAAUGCCUAU
Molecule: messenger RNA, 1272 nt
Organism: Mesorhabditis spiculigera
Lineage: Eukaryota; Metazoa; Nematoda; Chromadorea; Rhabditida; Rhabditidae
Source: the annotation of a GenBank genome assembly